AUGCCGCCGCCCGGAGUCCUUCCCCCCGCACGGCGUCUUCCGCCCCCCGGGCUCCGCGCACCCGCCGCUUCCGCCGCUCGGAUCCGCCCCCGGGCCUUCGGACGCGGACGGGAUGAGCAGCUCCGGCGGAGGAGGUUCGGCGGCGCCCGGAGCCCCUGGUUCGGCGGCGGCAGGAGCGGGAGGCGCGGGGGGUUCCAGGUCCCCCUGUGCUUCCGCCGAUGUGGAUGUCUCCGCACGGGCUCGCGUUCUGGCCGCGCCCGGGGGGAAAUAACGCCAUGCAUCAUCCCCCCCCGAUGGGGGGAAGCAUGGGCGGGAGGGGUAGCACAGGGGGGAUGGGGUCCCCCGCGCCCCCUCCGCCUGUGCCGUCCGCGGAAGGCAAGGAGGGAGGACGUGGCGGAGCGAGCGCAUGGAUGUCCGCGGGAGGGGGCGGAACGGCGGGAGGGGGCGCGGGGGCAGCAUCAGGGCUUUGAGGCGCCGCAGAAAUCGCAUCUGGGGGUUGAAGGGGGGGCGCAGAAAACAGCUUCCGCCAACCGAGGGCGCGCAGAAGGUGCAUGCGCCGCCGCAGCACGCGGGGCAGCACGGGCAGCACCCGGGCAGCACCCGGGGCAGCGGAAAGGGGGCGCGGGGAACCACCCGCACGCGGAAGGGCGGGG
This is a messenger RNA of Closterium sp. NIES-65, 653 nucleotides long. The record is from the annotation of a GenBank genome assembly. Lineage: Eukaryota; Viridiplantae; Streptophyta; Zygnematophyceae; Desmidiales; Closteriaceae.